This is a messenger RNA of Drosophila obscura, 1861 nucleotides long. RefSeq names its product probable ATP-dependent RNA helicase DDX56 (gene Hlc). Lineage: Eukaryota; Metazoa; Arthropoda; Insecta; Diptera; Drosophilidae. The coding region runs from base 72 to 1751 and encodes 559 amino acids. The record is from RefSeq and is a predicted model, not a curated record. The transcript is spliced from 4 exons. Gene Ontology annotation, cellular component: nucleolus. Gene Ontology annotation, molecular function: nucleic acid binding; RNA helicase activity; ATP binding.
CGGUCACACUGAUUUUUGGACAUGAAAACAUGUGCACGUUUUAAUGCAACACAUUUUAAAAAUUUGCAGCAAUGAGCAGUACAGAAAAGAUACCAAAGUUUCAUGAGCUCGAGUUGGACCAUCGCGUCCUCAAGGCAGUGUCGAAGCUGGGAUGGGAGCAGCCCACGCUGAUCCAGGGCACGGCUAUUCCGCUGCUGCUUGAGGGCAAGGAUGUUGUGGUUCGCGCUCGCACUGGCUCCGGGAAGACGGCCACCUAUGCCCUGCCGUUGAUACAGAAAAUUCUUAACUCUAAGCUCACUGCCACCGAACAAUGUGUGAGCGCUGUGGUAUUGGCCCCAACCAAAGAGCUGUGCCGGCAGUCGCGCGCAGUCAUCGAGCAGCUGGCUGAAUUUUGCCACAAGGUUGUGCGUGUUGCGGACAUUUCUGGCACAACAAGUAAUACUGCGACGGAACGACAUGCCCUCGCCGAGCGCCCCGACAUUGUUGUGGCCACUCCAGCCAAGCUUCUGACCCAUGCCAAGGCCGACGGUGUAUUGGACCUGAAGAAAGUCGAGACUCUGGUGGUGGAUGAGGCAGAUCUGAUAUUUGCCUUCGGCUAUGAAAUGGAUUUCAAGGCAUUGCUAAAACAUCUGCCUUCCAUAUACCAAUCGGUGCUCGUCUCGGCCACACUUUCAGACGACGUGGUACGCAUGAAGGGUCUGUGCCUCCACAAUCCCGUCACGCUAAAGCUGGAGGAGCCCGAUGUGGUGUCGCAGGAUCAGCUCACCCACCAGCGCAUCCUCGCCGAAGAGAACGACAAGCCGGUCAUCCUUUACGCCUUGCUCAAGCUGCAACUCAUACGCGGCAAGACCAUUAUAUUCGUCAACACCAUCGAUCGCAGCUACAAGAUUCGCUUGUUUUUGGAGCAGUUUGCCAUACGGGCCUGCGUUCUCAACCCUCAGCUGCCGGCCUCGAUUCGCAUCAACAUGAUCAGCCAGUUCAACAAGGGCACCUACGACAUCAUCAUUGCCUCCGAUCAGCAUUACCUAGAACGGCCUGAUAACGGAUCCCAGGACAAGCGCAAGUGCGCGCGCGGCGAUUUCGAGUCGAGUGCCUCGCGUGGCAUCGACUUCCAGUCGGUGAACAAUGUGAUCAACUUUGACUUUCCGCUCGAUGUUACCUCCUACAUUCAUCGCGCUGGACGCACGGCCAGAGGCAACAACAAGGGCUCUGUUCUGUCCCUCGUUAGCAUCAAGGAGUCUGGCGUAAACGAUGCCGUAGAGAAGAAACUUCGAGUGACCUUCAGUGCCAAAAAGGGCGACACGAUCAUUAAAAACUACCAAUUCAAAAUGGACGAGCUGGAGUCCUUCCGCUACCGUGCCUACGAUGCCUGGCGUGCUGCCUCCCGGGUCGCCGUCCAGGAGACGCGCUUACGCGAAAUCAAAACCGAGGUGCUCAACAGCGUGAAGCUCAAGGGCUACUUCGAAGAUCAUCAGCGCGAUCUGAACGCUCUGCGUCACGACAAGCCUCUGCGCAUCCUGAAAACGCCCACCCAUUUGUCCGACAUGCCCGAGUACAUGGUCCCCAAGGUACUUAAGCGUGUCGUCGCCUCUAAAGCCUCUGGCCCUGCCAACGAAUCCUCCUCGGACUCCAAACGACCUCGUCAGACGGCCGCCAAGGCAGCCUACGACCGAAAGACCAACGAUCCCCUAAUGGUUGAGUUUGGCAAUCGGCGUCCCAACACCAGACAAAAAAAGAAGAAACCCUUGUAGGUGAGGGGUUCUGAACACGCGUAUGUUAUAUAUUAUAGUUAUAUGUGUAAGCUUUUAGUCUGUAGUCUGUCUGGAAUAAAAAAUGCCUAUAUUAGCAGUUGAAAAUCGUU